CCUGCGUGACAGAGUGAAACUCGCUGUUGGGAUUUGUACAGAAGCAGAAACUCGCGUCACCCCUCCGCCCCCAUACUCCCACAAUGCUUUUAAAUGAAAGCUCUAAUUAAUCCAUAUAUGGACACACGGACUCUGAGCCACGCCUGGAUCACCUCCUGCUUUUCGGGCCUGCUGUAGCCUGUGGUCGCCCUGCCCCGCUGCUCUGUGGAAGUUCAGGAACUCGGUCACCGCCCCGCCCGGACGCGCUCCCCCCACCAACCCUCCGCCUCAUCCAUUGUUGGGAAACAGCCUGCGACAUCGAAACAAUCUCUGGGCAAAACUUUACAGAUAUCGAGAAACCAUGACGAGCAUUAACACAGCAAACAUCAACUUCAAAUGGGAUCCAAAGAGUCUAGAGAUCCGUACUCUAGCUGUGGAGAGGCUGCUCGAGCCUCUGGUAACACAGGUCACUACGUUGGUCAAUUCCAGCAACAAAGGGCCUUCGAACAAGAAGAAGGGACGUUCCAAAAAGGCUCAUGUUUUGGCUGCAUCAGUGGAAACUGCUACCCAGAACUUCCUGGAGAAAGGAGAAAAGAUUGCGAAGGAGAGCCAGUUUCUAAAGGAUGAGCUGACAGCUGCCGUGGAAGAUGUCCGCAAGCAAGGUGAUUCGAUGCGCCAGGCUUCUGGAGAAUUUGCCGAAGACCCCUGCUCCUCUGUGAAGCGGGGCAACAUGGUUCGUGCUGCCAGAGCCCUCCUCUCAGCAGUCACACAUCUGCUGGUGCUGGCGGACAUGUCUGACGUCUACAAACUUCUACUGCAACUGAAACUGGUGGAGGACAGUCUGGUAAAGGUGCGCAAUGCAGGAACGGAGCAAGACCUGGGGAUCCAAUACAAAGCGCUGAAACCAGAAGUGGACAAGCUUAACAUCAUGGCUGCAAAGAGACAGCAGGAACUAAAAGACGUCCAACACAAGGACCAGAUGGCUGCCGCUCGUGGUGUUUUGCAGAGAAACAUACCCAUGCUGUACACAGCGUCCCGUGCCUGCCUGCAGCACCCUGACGUGGCUGCCUACAAGGCCAACCGUGACCUGAUCUACAAGCAGCUGCAGCAUGCAGUCUCUGGAAUCUCCAAUGCGGCUCAGGCCACUGCCACUGAGGACUCGGCACUCAGUCACCCCGCAGGAGGUGGAGAGCUCGCCUACGCCCUCAACAAUUUUGAUAAACAAAUCAUCGUGGACCCCUUGGCGUUUACUGAGGAGCGCUUCCGACCCUCCCUGGAGGAGCGACUUGAGAGCAUUAUCAGUGGUGCUGCCCUUAUGGCCGACUCUUCAUGCACACGUGAUGACCGCAGGGAGCGCAUUGUGGCUGAAUGCAAUUCUGUGCGCCAGGCUCUUCAGGACCUCCUGUCUGAGUACAUGGGCAACGCUGGACGGAAAGACAGGAGUGAUGCUUUGAACACAGCAAUUGACAGGAUGACCAAGAAAACCAGAGACCUUCGCAGACAGCUGCGUAAAGCUGUGAUGGACCACGUCUCCGACUCCUUCCUGGAGACCAACGUUCCUCUGUUGGUGCUGAUCGAAGCAGCCAAGAAUGGCAACGAGAAAGAAGUCAAGGAGUACGCUCAGGUGUUUCGUGAGCACGCCAACAAGCUGAUUGAGGUGGCCAACCUCGCAUGUUCCAUCUCAAACAACGAGGAAGGAGUGAAGCUGGUGCGCAUGGCCGCGUCACAGCUGGAAACUCUCUGCCCACAGGUGAUUAAUGCAGCGUUAGCCCUUGCUGCCAAGCCCAACAGUAAGGUGGCCCAGGACAAUAUGGAUUUGUUCAAGGAGCAAUGGGAGAAGCAGGUCCGCGUCCUCACCGAUGCUGUCGAUGAUAUAACUUCCAUCGAUGACUUCCUGUCUGUUUCCGAAAACCACAUCCUGGAGGACGUCAACAAGUGCGUCAUCGCUCUGCAGGAGAAAGACGUCGAUGGUUUGGAUCGCACCGCCGGGGCCAUUCGGGGCCGAGCCGCCAGAGUGGUCCACGUGGUCACUUCUGAAAUGGACAACUAUGAGCCGGGGGUCUACACAGAGAAGGUCUUGGAGGCCACUAAACUCCUCACAGACACAGUCAUGCCACGGUUCACGGAGCAGAUCGAGUCUGCAGUGGAGGCUUUGAGCGCGAAUCCCACACAACCUGUGGAUGAGAACGAGUUUAUUGAUGCAUCCCGCCUGGUGUAUGAUGGCAUUCGUGACAUUCGUAAGGCUGUCCUCAUGAUCAGGACUCCAGAGGAGUUGGACGACUCCGACUUUGAGACCGAAGACUUUGAUGUCCGCAGCAGGACCAGCGUGCAGACAGAGGAUGACCAACUUAUUGCUGGCCAGAGCGCACGGGCUAUCAUGGCCCAGUUGCCCCAGGAGCAGAAGGCGAAGAUCGCAGAACAGGUGGCCAGCUUCCAAGAAGAGAAGAGCAAGCUGGAUGCUGAGGUGUCCAAGUGGGAUGACAGCGGCAAUGACAUCAUUGUGCUGGCUAAGCAGAUGUGCAUGAUCAUGAUGGAGAUGACAGACUUCACCAGGGGUAAAGGACCUCUGAAGAACACAUCCGAUGUCAUCAGUGCUGCCAAGAAGAUUGCAGAGGCUGGAUCAAGAAUGGACAAACUGGGUCGCACCAUUGCUGAUCAUUGCCCCGACUCCACCUGUAAGAACGAUCUGCUCGCCUACCUGCAGCGUAUCGCCCUCUACUGUCACCAGCUCAACAUCUGCAGCAAAGUCAAGGCCGAGGUCCAGAACCUGGGAGGAGAGCUGGUGGUGUCAGGGUUGGACAGCGCCAUGUCGCUCAUCCAGGCCGCAAAGAACCUGAUGAACGCCGUGGUGUCCACGGUCAAGGCCUCCUACGUGGCGUCCACCAAGUACCAGAAGAGCAAAGGCAUGGAGUCCCUCAACAUGCCCGCCGUGUCAUGGAGGAUGAAAGCUCCCGAGAAGAAGCCUCUGGUCAAGAGAGAGAAGCACGACGACGGUCAGACCAACCGGGUCAAGAGGUCUUCGCACAAGAAGCACGUGAACCCGGUGCAGGCGCUGAGCGAGUUCAAAGCCAUGGAUAGUAUUUAGAUUCAGUAAAAAACAAAAAUAAUAAAAAUACACACAUGUAUGUAUCAGUGAGUUAACAUAGUAUAGAACAACGCCGUCUUAGUUCCAUCAUUUCAUAGACGCCUUGUUUUUUUUUUUUGACCAACUAUUUUCCUACAUUUCUUACAUUUUAAAGCUCGGAGUCCAGAUGUGUCUGUGACUUUGUCCUGUCUGUCCUGAAAAUACACUUGGAGGAAAGUGAACUGGACAACGGUUGUUUUUAUACUUGUUUUGUUUUUGGGGGCAGAUGGGAAAAGAAAAAUAAAUUCCACGUAAGAUGUUAUUCCAGGAGGAUUUUAACUGUUCCUUAUCCUUAACCAUUUUUGUUUUUUUUUUUUAGUUGUGCUGUAGGGUCGCUGGUUAUUUACACUAUAAUAUAAUGACUGGUACAUGAUUAUGGCAAAUAAUGACUUUAGUCUGAGCGUCAUCUAUGCAAAAAUCUAAACUGCUUUUUUUUUUUUCAAAAAAGAAAAACUCUAACUAAAAACCAACUUUGGUCACACUUUAAAGAGCCAAAGUCAAAAUACUUCAUAUUUUUUACUUUAUAUAGAUAUUUUUGUCACUAUAAAGACUUAAAUGAGAGUAAACUGACUUAAAAUCCUAUUUUUAGAGCAGUUCCACUUGUGGUUUAUAUUUCUGAAAAAGUACUGAUUAAAUGUUUUUUUUGUUUGUUUUUUUUUUCCUAAUAACUUAAGCAUCUCAAAUUAUUUGUGUUUAAAAUGUUAAUACAAUGCAGCAAACCAAAGGUGUCAGAUUGUUUUCUGCCUGACGCUUACUGUACGGCCAGCAGGUGGACUCGUUGAAGUUGGUUUUCAUCUGAAGAGCCAUAGACUAACGCGUCGUCACUGUUGGCACAGAAAGCUUCAUUAAAUGUCAAUGAGACCAAUCACUUCCAUUUCCUGAGAACGUGUCCAAAUCAAGGGAUCAAUAUGUUUUUCUCUUCAGCUCCAAGGUGAGCAGGGAGCUGGGACGGAUCUGACUCUGAAGAGUCUCCUUGUUUGUGUGUUUUUUUUGUUUUUUUUUCUUAUUUAAUGUCAAACACUAACAGGUUUUGGUGUGUACUGCACAAUCUGAGAAGGUUUGAGGUUAAGAAAGAAAGAAAGAAAGAAAAAACCCACAGAGAAGUUGAAAGGGCAGGAAGUUUAGAAGUGAAACAGGGAAAAAAAGAUUUAUCUUGCUUUGACUUCAGGUAAUGACUGUAGGACGGUCGCUCCCUGCAGCUUGUUUUGUCAGCAUUCUGCUGCAUAGUGGUGCAGUGGUGUGAGGAGCGGCUUUGAAAUCCUGCUGCUUCGGACUCUUUGUUUGGCUGCCUUGACAUCUGAGAAGUGAAGCAGAGAGAGAGAGAGAGAGAGAGGUUGUUUGAUAGGUGGAUAUUUUUAUAACUGCAGAUCUGAAUGAUGAGAGAGUGAUUAGUAUUUUUUUUAUUAUUAUUAUUUUUUUCUCAUCGUCUUGCUGUAUUCAGAGAUAGGAUUUGAUUCUGGAGUGAUAUCAAACUACUUUGCCGUGGGUUGGUUUGUUGUUUAGAGCUGGCUAUUUCAGUGCACACGUUGUAUCCAUGUGCCUGCUUUAUAUCUGAAUAAACGGUUCAAAUCAAAA
Molecule: messenger RNA, 4678 nt
Organism: Cynoglossus semilaevis (tongue sole)
Lineage: Eukaryota; Metazoa; Chordata; Actinopteri; Pleuronectiformes; Cynoglossidae
Gene: ctnna1
Product: catenin (cadherin-associated protein), alpha 1
Exons: 18
Coding region: 341-3064 (907 amino acids)
Biological process (GO): cell migration; cell-cell adhesion
Cellular component (GO): catenin complex; actin cytoskeleton; adherens junction
Molecular function (GO): beta-catenin binding; actin filament binding; structural molecule activity
Source: RefSeq, a predicted model, not a curated record